Molecule: messenger RNA, 607 nt
Organism: Phyllotreta striolata
Lineage: Eukaryota; Metazoa; Arthropoda; Insecta; Coleoptera; Chrysomelidae
Source: the annotation of a GenBank genome assembly
CUCGACUAUAUAUACCGCCCGACGUUAACUUACCGUCAACAGUCAACAAUUAGCGUUUAACUAAUACACAUAGGUACAAUUUAAAGAUGCAGGGUGUUACCAUAAUCGCCUUUCUAGUCAUCGCCGUUACCGCCGUCUACGGCCAAGGGGACUACGGCCACGGGCUCGACCUAGGAGGCGGCGGCCACGGCCACCACCACCUCCAAGAAUACAUCGACUACAAGGCCCCGCCGCACUACCACUACGACUACGCCGUCCACGACCUGAAGCACCACGACAUCAAGAGCCAGUACGAGCACCGCGACGGCAAGGAGACCAAAGGGCGCUACGAGCUCCUGCAGCCCGACGGCAGGAAGCGCAUCGUCGAGUACGUGGCAGGAAAACACGGCGCCGACUACAAGGUGAGGUACGAGGGUAAGGCAGAGCACGGGGGCAUCGGCUCCCUCGGCGGCGGCUACUACUAGAAGAUUUACCCGCCCCCGCUUCGCACCAGACUGGACCUAUGUUUGUUAUAUACCUACCUUGUUAACUGUUGUGUACGUUUAAGUUUGUUUUUGUACCGUUUUUCGCAAUAAAACUCGUUGAUGUUAUCGAGUGGUUUCAUUCA